CUCGCGGUUCUGCCCCCUCGCUGCUCCGCCCUCGGCGUCUGCGCGCGAAUUCCUUGGCGCGAAAUCGGGGCCGGAGGCGAGCGUCGAGCGGUUUCGGGAGCGGGGCGCCGAGCAUUGCGGGGCGCGGGGCUGGUGUGAGAAACAGUCAACAGGAAAAGGAGAUCAAAUUCUGACGCCACCAUGCAGCGAAGCAUAAUGUCAUUUUUCCAGCCCAUGAAAGAGGGCAAGGCAAAGAAGCCGGAGAAGGAGACAGCCAAGGGCACCAGAGAGGCAGAGCCGCCUCCAAAGGCAGCUCUGAAGGAGCGGAAUGGAGUGAUGCCCGAGAGCGACUCUCCUGUGAAGAGGCCAGGGCGGAGGGUGACCCGGGUCCUGGGCAGUGAAGAGGAAGAGGAGGAGGACGGAGCCCUCACAACCCCCAAAAGCCAGCCUGCUCCAGACUCCCCGCUGUCCUCCCCAUCCAGUCCUGUCAGAUCUCCCGAGGGUAGCCCUCCCCUGUCCAGCACCUCCCCCAUGGACAUUUCCCCAUCAGGCUUCCCGAAGCGGCGCACAGCUCGGAAGCAGCUUCCUAAGCGGACAAUUCUGGAUGUUCAGGAAAAUCGAAGUGAGGCCAUGCUCAAGGCCAGAGAGGCCAAGAAGAGGAAGAAGGAGGUGAUAGAAGAAGCGGAAGCAGAAGCAGAAGCAGAGAUCCCAGCAGAAAACACCUCACAUUCCAAAGCAGAGAAAACAGAGUCUGCAGAGGACCAGCCCACGCCACCCCCUGAGGCCCAAAAGCCCUCUGGUGAGCUUCUCUUUCCUGCUGUCUGCACUCAGAGUGUCUUUGGAGAGUCAGAACCCCUGACUGGAAGUGCUUCUGCACCUGAGGUGGCUGAGAAGCAGGAGGCGAAGAAGGAGAAGGAGAAGGAGAAGGAGAAGGAGAAGGAGAAGGAGAAGGAGAAGGAGAAGGAGAAGAAGAAGGAAGAGAAGGAGGAGGAGGAGGAGAAGGAGGAGGAGAAGGAGAAGGAAGCCCUAUCUCAGCCGCCCCCCAGAGCUCCCAAGACACUCAGCAGUUUUUUCACUCCCCGGAAGCCGGCCACUAAAAAAGAAGCGAAAGAAGAGGGGUCGGGUGCCCUAGUGAAGGAGGACAUCCCAAAGGGCACCCUGGACCCAUCCAGCUACAAUCCCGCCAAGAACAACUACCACCCUGUGGAGGAUGCCUGCUGGAAGCCUGGCCAGAAGGUCCCCUACCUGGCUGUGGCCCGGACAUUUGAGAAGAUUGAGGAGGUGUCUGCUCGGCUCCGGAUGGUGGAGACCCUGAGCAACUUGCUGCGCUCCGUGGUGGCCCUGUCCCCGCCGGACCUCCUCCCCAUCCUCUACCUCAGUCUCAACCGUCUUGGGCCGCCCCAGCAGGGCCUGGAGCUGGGUGUGGGGGAUGGCAUCCUUCUCAAGGCAGUGGCCCAAACCACGGGUCGGCAGCUUGAGUCUGUCCGAGCUGAGGCCGCCGAGAAGGGUGAUGUGGGGCUGGUGGCGGAGAGCAGCCGCAGCAUGCAGCGCCUCGUGCUGCCCCCACCUCCGCUCAGUGCCGCGGGGGUCUUCGCCAAGUUCCAGGACAUCGCCCGGCUCUCCGGCAGCACGUCCACCACCAAGAAGAUGGACAUCAUUAAAGGCCUCUUUGUUGCCUGCCGCCACUCGGAAGCCCGUUUCAUUGCUAGAGCCCUGAGUGGACGGUUACGCCUUGGGUUGGCAGAGCAGUCAGUGCUGGCCGCCCUCUCCCAGGCCAUAAGCCUCACACCCCCAGGCCAAGAAUUCCCCCCGGCUGUGGUGGAUGCUGGGAAGGGCAGGACAGCAGAGGCCAGGAAGACGUGGCUGGAGGAGCAGGGCAUGAUCCUGAAGCAGACGUUCUGUGAGGUGCCCGACCUAGAGCGCAUCGUCCCUGUGCUCCUGCAGCACGGCCUGGAGAAGCUCCCCGAGCACUGCCAGCUGAGUCCAGGGGUCCCCCUGAAGCCCAUGCUGGCCCACCCCACCCGUGGCAUCCAAGAGGUCCUGAAACGCUUCGAUGAGGCCGCUUUCACCUGCGAGUACAAGUACGACGGGCAGAGGGCACAGAUCCACUUCCUGGAAGGUGGGGAAGUGAAGAUCUUCAGCAGGAACCAGGAGGACAACACCGGGAAGUACCCUGACAUCAUCAGCCGCAUCCCCAAGAUUAAAGGCCCCUCGGUCACGUCCUUCAUCCUGGACACGGAAGCUGUGGCCUGGGACCGGGCAAAGAAGCAGAUCCAGCCCUUCCAGGUGCUCUCCACCCGCAAACGCAAGGAUGUGGAUGCAGCUGAGAUCCAGGUGCAGGUGUGUCUGUACGCCUUUGACCUCAUCUACCUCAAUGGGGAGUCCCUGGUGCGGUCACCCCUCUCCCGCCGCCGCCAGCUGCUCCGGGAGAACUUUGUGGAGACGGAGGGUGAGUUUGUCUUUGCCUCCUCCCUGGACACCAAGGACGUGGAGCAGAUGGCAGAGUUUCUGGAGCAGUCAGUGAAAGACUCCUGUGAGGGGCUGAUGGUGAAAACCCUGGAUGUGGACGCCACCUAUGAGAUCGCUAAGAGGUCGCACAACUGGCUCAAGCUGAAGAAGGACUAUCUGGAGGGCGUGGGGGACACCCUGGACCUGGUGGUGAUCGGCGCCUACUUGGGCCGGGGGAAGCGGGCCGGCCGCUACGGGGGCUUCCUGCUGGCCUGCUACGAUGUGGAGAGCGAGGAGCUGCAGGCCAUCUGCAAGCUGGGCACCGGCUUCUGUGAUGAGAUGCUGGAGGAGCAGCACCAGGCGCUCCAGUCUCUGGUGCUGCCCGCUCCCCGCUCCUACGUGAGGGCUGACGGCGCCUCGGCCCCCGACCACUGGCUGGACCCGCGGCUGGUGUGGGAGGUGAAGUGCGCCGACCUCUCGCUGUCCCCCGCCUACCCCGCGGCCCGUGGCCUGGUGGACGAGGAGAAGGGCGUCUCCCUGCGCUUCCCGCGCUUCCUGCGCGUCCGAGAGGACAAGACCCCGGAGCAGGCGACCAGCAGCGAGCAGGUAGCGGAUCUGUACCGGAAGCAGAGUCAGAUCCAGAACCAGCAGAACCCGGAUGAGGACUCCGACGGCCACCUCGACUCCGACGCUGAGGACUAAGCCCGACUGGGCAGGAUGUUGUGUGCCCGUGCUCGUGCUCACGUAUGUCCGUGCGUGCUCGCGCAUGUCCGUGCAUGCUCGCGUGCGUCUGUGCGUGCGUCUGUGCGCUCGCGCGUGUGUACAUGUGUAUGAUGGGGCCUGGGGCUUAUUCGCAUUUCUCUUUUAAUAAAGGAUUAUUGACUA
Messenger RNA from Erinaceus europaeus (western European hedgehog), 3312 nucleotides. RefSeq names its product DNA ligase 1 (gene LIG1). Gene Ontology annotation, biological process: Okazaki fragment processing involved in mitotic DNA replication; DNA biosynthetic process; DNA recombination. Gene Ontology annotation, cellular component: nucleus; mitochondrion. NCBI's taxonomy places the organism in Eukaryota, Metazoa, Chordata, Mammalia, Eulipotyphla, Erinaceidae. The record is from RefSeq and is a predicted model, not a curated record. Gene Ontology annotation, molecular function: DNA binding; ATP binding; DNA ligase (ATP) activity. The coding region runs from base 181 to 3129 and encodes 982 amino acids. The transcript is spliced from 28 exons.